Phragmites australis (common reed) is the source of this 1139-nucleotide messenger RNA. Its product is annotated as NADP-dependent D-sorbitol-6-phosphate dehydrogenase-like. The transcript is spliced from 6 exons. Gene Ontology annotation, molecular function: aldose-6-phosphate reductase (NADPH) activity. The record is from RefSeq and is a predicted model, not a curated record. Bases 96 to 1046 code for a protein of 316 amino acids. Lineage: Eukaryota; Viridiplantae; Streptophyta; Magnoliopsida; Poales; Poaceae.
UUGAGGAAAAAAGAAAGAGGAAAAGAGGAAAAGAAAAAAAGACCAAAUCGAUAAGGCGGCGCCGGUAGUGAGCAGCCUGCGGCGAGCGAGCGGGGAUGGCGGCGAAGGGAGUGGCUCCGGCGGUGGCGCUGAGUAGUGGCCACCGGAUGCCGGCGGUGGGGCUGGGCGUGUGGCGGAUGGAGAAACCCGCCAUCCGCGACCUCAUCCACUCUGCGCUCCGCAUCGGCUACCGACACCUGGACUGCGCCGCUGACUACCAAAAUGAAGCUGAAGUCGGCGUUGCACUUGCAGAGGCAUUCCAAACUGGACUUGCCAAGAGGGAGGAUCUGUUCAUAACAACUAAGCUAUGGAAUUCAGAUCACGGCCAUGUGGUUGAAGCCUGUAAGGAUAGCUUGAAGAAGCUGCGCCUGGAUUAUCUUGAUCUCUAUCUUGUUCACUUCCCAAUAGCUACUAGACAUACCGGAGUUGGCACAACUUCUAGUGCUCUUGGUGAUGAUGGUGUGCUAGACAUUGAUACCACUAUCUCAUUAGAAACAACAUGGCAUGCAAUGGAAGAACUUGUUUCCGUGAGACUGGUUCGCAGUAUCGGGAUUAGCAACUACGACAUUUUCUUAACCAGAGACUGCUUGGCAUACGCUAAGAUAAAGCCUGCAGUGAACCAAAUUGAGACGCACCCUUACUUCCAGCGUGAUUCUCUUGUUAAGUUCUGCCAGAAGCAUGGUAUCUGUGUCACCGCUCAUACCCCCCUGUGUGGUUCAACUGCUAACACAGAGUGGUUCGGCUCGGUGUCAUGCCUCGACGACCCUGUCAUCAAGGGUUUGGCUGAGAAGUACAACAAGACUCCUGCUCAGCUCGUCCUCCGGUGGGGUCUCCAGAGGAACACGGUGGUCAUCCCCAAGACCUCCAAGGAGGAGAGGCUGCGGGAGAACUUUGAGGUCUUCGAUUUCGAAAUCUCGGGGGAGGAUAUGGAGAAGAUCAAAGCUAUUGACAGGAACUACCGCACUAACCAGCCUGCCAAAUUCUGGGGCAUCGACCUGUAUGCUUAGUUUACUUGCAUCUGAGCUCCCAUGUACACGUUUCUGAAUGCUGCUCCCAGACAGCAUCAAUAAUAAGGAGUAAUCUUCUCCAUUUGUGCUCGA